This is a messenger RNA of Batrachochytrium dendrobatidis JAM81, 1116 nucleotides long. RefSeq lists its product as uncharacterized. Gene Ontology annotation, cellular component: nucleolus. Gene Ontology annotation, biological process: ribosomal large subunit assembly. The transcript has 8 exons. Bases 1 to 1116 code for a protein of 371 amino acids. The record is from RefSeq and is a predicted model, not a curated record. Gene Ontology annotation, molecular function: protein binding. NCBI's taxonomy places the organism in Eukaryota, Fungi, Chytridiomycota, Chytridiomycetes, Rhizophydiales.
AUGCUUACAAUUCAGUAUCAGCCUCAAGCUGUAUUUAAAGUUCGCACUGUCAGUCGGUGUACUGCGUCACUUACAGGUCAUACCGAAUCUAUUUUGUCAGUAUGCUUUAGCCCCGACGGGAAAUUAUUGGCUAGUGGGUCAGGCGAUACCACGGUUAGAAUUUGGGAUCUCAAUACUGAAACUCCACAAUACACUUUAACUGGCCACACAAACUGGGUACAAAUUGUUUCUUGGUCACCCGACUGUGAAUUUCUUGCAUCUGGAAGCAUGGAUUCAACAAUUCGUUUGUGGAACCCUAAAACUGGAAAAGCUUAUGGCGAUGCUCUUCGAGCACAUAGCAGCUGUAUCACUAGUAUUAGCUGGGAGCCAAUGCAUCUCAACAAGGCUUGCAAUCGAUUUGCAAGUGCAGCAAAGGAUAAUACUGUGAGGAUCUGGGAUGCUACGCAGCGACGUGUUAUCAUAUCUCUUGCACAGCAUACGGCUCCAGUCAUGUGUGUCAAGUGGGGCGGUAAUGGAUACUUGUACUCGGGAUCUCGGGACAAAACUAUCCGUGUCUGGGAUAGCAAUACAGGAAAACUGUUGAAUGUACUCGAAGGACACGCUCAUUGGGUUAAUCAUCUUGCUUUAUCUACCGACUUUAUCCUACGAACAGGUCCCUACGGUCAUACUGAUCCAUUGGCAGGUGGAGUAGAGCGCCUUGCAUCGGGCUCGGACGAUUUUACCAUAUUUUUAUGGGAGCCUAUUAGGAGCAAAAAGCCUGUAGCGCGUAUGACUGGGCAUCAGCAGUUGGUGAAUCAUUUGAGCUUUUCACCUGAUGGUCGUAUUCUUGCUAGUGCAAGUUUUGACAAGAGCGUCAAGUUGUGGGAUGCUGCUACUGGAAAGUUUAUUACAUCGCUACGAGGACAUGUAUCUCCUGUAUAUCAGGUCUGCUGGUCAUCUGAUUCUCGCCAGGUUUUAUCAGGAAGUCGUGACACUACGCUCAAAGUGUGGGAUAUUAAAACCAAAAAAAUGAAGGCUGAACUUCCUGGGCACGCCGAUGAAGUUUUUUCGGUAGACUGGAGUCCAAGUGGAGAUCGCGUUGCCAGUGGUGGAAGAGAUCGUAUUCUUAAAAUGUAA